GAGUCGAACUCAGAGGAAGCCCAACAAGUCUUGCAGCUCUACCAGUCCUUGCCUCGUUUCUCACAGCAGAAGAAGGAUUUGAUCCAAGCUUGGAAGGCUGACAAGACUUGCAAGUGGAUCAGCACUUGGAACAAGUCUUUGGAAACUGAAAAGAAAGAAACUGUCAAUGAAAGAGCUGGUUUUGGAACCAGAUUCCAAGUGGCCGCCAUGCUCGAAAUGACAGCUGAUUCUGAAGAGUUUCUUGCUUUCUUGCUGUUGAAAAGCACUUGGCCAAGCUAA
Molecule: messenger RNA, 279 nt
Organism: Cladocopium goreaui
Lineage: Eukaryota; Dinophyceae; Suessiales; Symbiodiniaceae
Source: the annotation of a GenBank genome assembly